Messenger RNA from Egretta garzetta (little egret), 322 nucleotides. RefSeq names its product membralin-like. The record is from RefSeq and is a predicted model, not a curated record. Lineage: Eukaryota; Metazoa; Chordata; Aves; Pelecaniformes; Ardeidae. The transcript has 3 exons. Gene Ontology annotation, cellular component: endoplasmic reticulum. Gene Ontology annotation, biological process: response to endoplasmic reticulum stress; positive regulation of ERAD pathway. The coding region runs from base 24 to 287 and encodes 87 amino acids.
UAUUUCAGACUCUGUCGGUCUCGAUGCUGUUGCGCUAUUCGCACCAUCAGAUUUUUGUCUUCAUUGUUGACCUGUUACAGAUGCUGGAAAUGAACAUGACAAUCGCAUUCCCUGCAGCCCCCCUCCUCACCGUCAUUCUGGCUCUAGUAGGUAUGGAGGCCAUCAUGUCCGAGUUCUUCAAUGACACCACCACGGCGUUUUACAUCAUCCUUAUUGUGUGGCUGGCUGACCAAUACGACGCUAUCUGUUGCCACACCAAUACAAGCAAGAGGCAUUGGCUCAGGUAAGCGCCGGCUGGGACCUUGUUCCCGUGUUGUGCGUU